Messenger RNA from Dioscorea cayenensis subsp. rotundata (Guinea yam), 3348 nucleotides. Its product is annotated as protein CHLOROPLAST IMPORT APPARATUS 2. Gene Ontology annotation, cellular component: nucleus. Bases 2049 to 3182 code for a protein of 377 amino acids. Gene Ontology annotation, biological process: regulation of DNA-templated transcription. The transcript has 3 exons. Gene Ontology annotation, molecular function: protein binding. The record is from RefSeq and is a predicted model, not a curated record. NCBI's taxonomy places the organism in Eukaryota, Viridiplantae, Streptophyta, Magnoliopsida, Dioscoreales, Dioscoreaceae.
CUAACAAUAAAUUCUCCCAAUUCUACUUCGAUGGAAUGAUCAAAAUAUAGUCAGAUAAAAUUAUAAUUUUAUUACUUAGAUUUUCUUUUUCCUUUUCUUAUAUGAUAUUAAAACAUUAUGCAAUUAUUUUUAAUCUUAAGUGACUACAUAGUUAUCCAACUUUAUGAGAACCCUAGACUUGCCACCAGAAUAUCUACAAAAAUAUCAGAUCUAAAUAUAAAAAAUCUGACAUUCUCAGAUUAAUUCAUCUUCACAGGUUGAUUGGUCUCCUCAUCAUCUUUGAUUGAACACCAGACCCACAACGUAUGACUCCCAUCAACCACAAAUCUAUGCUACAAAACAACACUAAUAACAACUUCUUCAAAUUAUCCACGUCUGUCUUACUAUCCCCUCUCCUCUCCCUAAAGCUUCUGCUUUUUACUUUCUUUAUUCACAUGAAAGUCUGCCAACCAAUAAAGCCACUGCCACUCAAGCCCUAAAUCUACCAUCACCAAUGAAUAAGUGCCACGUCGACAGAUAAGGGGAAGCCUUUCCCUAACAGUGGGACCAGUCUUAUGGGCUUCACCACUCUCUCCCAAGACAAGCAUGCCUCCCAUCUCUCCCAAGUGUCCCUUUUGCACCCAUAUUUAACUUCGAACAAAUUGACCAAAUUACCCUUAUACCAACAAGCAGAAAACCCUCUAUGGAAGAAGCAUGACCUCAAGGUGACAGAAGGGUAAUUUCAUCAUAUAAGAAGACCAUAAUUCUACUUAUUAAACAAAGUAAAUGAAUAAAUAAGAAUAAGAUAGAGAGAGAAAGGAUAGAAGUGGUCCAUCUGGGCACUGAGGCUUGUCUUCUCAUGAACCCAUAGACAAGAUCUCUUUUUCUCUCUGAUUUCUCUAAGAUUUUAGCGGGCACAAUUGAAUUUCAUUUUUUUUUGUUAAUUUUUCCUCGUAAUCUCGUGAUUCAUCUCUUUUUAUACCCCAAACGAGGUCAUACUCUGUUCCUCCAUUCAUAUCCUCCUCAACGCUCCCACUUUUCUUUUUUCUCUUCAUUUCGGUCUCAAAAGCAGAAGAUUUGCCUGAAAAGUUCGCACUAUUUUGGGGUCUUUUCUAUUGGAUUUUGUUCCUGAAAGUGAAUUUGAAACUCACUGCUUAGCCAUUGAAUCCAUUCAGGGCUCCUAGUCAUUUCAAUCCAGAAAUCCUUAAACUAAUCGCUUGCAACUCCAUCUUUUUUCCCCCUUUGAAGAGUUUGCUGAAGUUCCUCGAAGUGGAUUUAAAGCUGAGUGAGUAAUCUGUUCCCCAUCAAUAUCCCUUUGAGGUCCGUCUUGCUGUCACUUCAAUUCAAUCCAGAAAUAAGCAAACAUCUCAGCGAAUCCAGGCCGUCAUCUUGAAAAUUUUUGCAUUAUUCAGGUUUUCUGUUUUUUUCUCCAAAAAGUAUACAUCUUCAAACUUCCUGAAAGAUAAUUAAAAGCAGGGAGAAUACUCCGUUCCCCCCAUUGCUAUCCUUUAAAUCUCCCUCCUUUUCUAUUCAUUUCUCAACAAUUUGCAUCUUUUUUGUGUUUUUCCCUUGAUUCAUUCUUCAUCCUGUUCUGCUAAUCUUUGCUUCCAUGGAAUUCAAUCCAAAUUUUGUAGACCUCCAUCCGAACUCAUCCUUUCCAGGGUUCUAAGAAGCCAUUACAGUGGCUUUCCAGAGUUCUAAGAAACCAUCAGAAUACAGAGUUUCUAGGAUAAUAAAGAAGUCAUUACAGUGGUUCCUGGGGUUCUAAAAAGCCAACCCGGUGUUUUUCUAGGGUCUAAGAAGCCAUUACUGUGAGCCCCUAGGGUUUCAAGAACCUAUCAGAAUUCAGUGUUUCAACAAGGUACUAAAAACCCAUUAGAGUGAGCUCCUACGUUCAAAGUAUCCAUCAGAAUUCAGUGUUUUUCUAGGUUUAUAACAACUCAUUUCAGUGAAUUCCUAUCAAAGAAUCAAUUAGAACUCCUUAAUUCUUAAACUCGCAGAACGCCUUAAUUUCUAAGGUUCUAACAAGCAAUCAAAGUGCGUACCUCAUCUCCAUCAAUCUCCACCCAAUGUCUUCUCCUUGUCUCACCGGCGCUGGUGCCGGCACCACCAGCCCCUACUCCCUCGACCUCGACCUCCUCAAAUCCCCAUCCCCAUCUCCAUCUCCAUCCCCAUUGCCCUCCCCAUCAUCCACCCUCUGUGACAUCACCAUCUCCACCAAGAAACCCCGAGCUCCCCGCAAACGCCUGAACCAAUCCUACUCUGAAGCCGCUGCCCUCCUCUCGGCCAUCCACCCCGGCAUCUUCCCUUCCUCCACCCUCCCCAAGCUCCGCCACUCUCUCUCCUUCCCCUUCUCCGAAUCCUCCAACCUCCUCCUACCACCCCCACCGAACCCCCCCAAACUCCUCCUUCAAAGCCCCAAACCAAACCCUAGCGGUACCCACUCCCCGACCUUCAGCUUCUCUACUUCCAUCCACGACGAUGACGACGAUUUCAACCCCACAUCCAUGCUCCACGAGCAGAUCAGCGAAGGGAUCGACACCAUCCUCGGAAAUCCUAGCUCCACCGCCUCCAUUGAUUCCCAACCAUCAUGCCCUUAUACCAUUUGCUUGAAUGCCUACAUCGCCAGCUUAAUCUACCACGCCCGCGCGCUCCGCCGCCGCGACGCCGACGGCGACUGGUGGAGCUCCCCACGCGUCGCCGUGCAAGACCUCAUCCCAAAACCCCGUCAAUCAGAGAAGAACAAGAAGAAAUCGAACUCCAACUCAAGCAAUUCAUCACCACCAUCAACAACAACAAGAUCAGCAACAAGAUCAACAACAACAACAACAACAACAACAACAAAAUCAAGAGAAGAAAGCAUCACCGGUGGUUUGAAUCUGAAGCUGAACUUUGAAGGAGUUCUCAAGGAAUGGUCUCCCCGAGGAUCGCCCUUUGGGGAUUCCGGUGCCUCCCCGGAGUCCUCCGGCGACGUUCUUACUAGACUAGCGCAUAUAGAUUUAUUUCCAGAAACAGAGAACGGAGUGAGGGAAACAAGUUUGCAGAGGUAUAAAGAGAAACGGAGAAAUCGAUUGUUCUCUAAAAAAAUACGGUAUGAAGUUCGAAAAGUUAAUGCAGACCAGAGACCUCGCAUGAAGGCAAGUGGUAGAUUUGUGAAGAGGCCUGCUCUUCUCUGCCAAACAAUUGAGGAAGAAAGUUCCUAGAUAGAGUAAUUCAUGGAGUUUUUAUUUUUAUUUUUAAUUUUUGUCUUUUUUUGUUUUUUGUUUUUUAUUUUUUGUUUUUUGUUUUUUGUUUUUUUAAGGGAAGAGGCUUUGUGAAAUUAAAUGUUGGAAUAGAAAGAGAAAUGUCAUCAAUUUGGCCAUUUGAUAU